GCGUGUCGUUCGUAAUGGAAAGAAAGAUACCACUACUGCGCCUCUUUGUUGGACCGCCGGCGCGAACACAGUGGUCGGGGUGGCUGGUGGUUUCGGGAUCCCGUAGAAAUGCUUCUUUUAUGCCUCGGGUAUUAGCCACAGCUUGUAUUCAUUCAGUAAUUCUACCCCUUCUUCAUUCUUGGACCUCGUUUCUUAAUAUUGUGACUUUUCCAUGCUGUGUCUCAGGAACCUUUUCAAUACGGUCCGGAUUGCUAGCUCCCGUUCAUAGUUUUGCUACAGAUGAUACACAAGGAAUCUUUUUAUGGCAGUUCUUCCUUCCAAUGACCGGCAUAUCUAUGAUUCUUUUCUGCCAAAUGAAGCAGUAGACAUCGGUCCGUAGAACCUAUAAAAAGGAGAUGGCUGUGGCGCGAAGUACUCUUGUGCACCUACGUCAUUCGACUCGCGCGCAAGCCCGUCCCGUUAUCUUAUAUAAGAAUUGAACUUAUUGCUGAGCUGGUUAUUCAAAGCCAGCAAUUGGCUGUCGGAUUUCGUCCCGCAACUAGAAGAAGAUGGCUUCGGGGGUCACUGUGGUGUGGCUGAAUGUAGAGCAGUCCGCCCUUUUCACUACAGGGUUUCUUUUUGGGGUCUUAUCUUCGGACGUGCACUCUUCCCGAUCAAGUGAGUCAUGGAUUGAAAGAGUUCUCAUCCGUGACACAGAGACUUCUUCGUACGACCGAAACUGUGGAGAACAAGAAGUAAGUUCGAUUCCCGUGGCUGGGGAAGCCCAGACUACGGUCGUGGAGCAAGCGGGGCCGUCUGGAAUAGCCUUUCCCGCUCCACCUACUGAUGUAGUGAAUCUCGAUAAUCUUCCUUACCAGUGGAUUCGGGAUCACGAAAAACAAAUAGGUGAUCUCAUCCGCGAAUUUCGCAAAGAAGAGGGGCUCAGGCGACCGGCUCCGGAGAAGGUAGAAAAGAGAAAGAUUGAAAGGGCAAGAUGAUCCGAUAGAGAAUUCUUCGAGAUCUGCAACUCAAUAAAAAAGAAAGUGCUUAGAGUAGUAAAGAAAUGUUUGAUGGCCUUUUAAAAAAAAGGCUUCAAACAUCAAUGCGAAAUUCUAUAAUAGCCAGUC
Messenger RNA from Sesamum indicum (sesame), 1106 nucleotides. RefSeq names its product cytochrome c biogenesis CcmF N-terminal-like mitochondrial protein 2. Gene Ontology annotation, cellular component: membrane. Gene Ontology annotation, molecular function: heme transmembrane transporter activity. Lineage: Eukaryota; Viridiplantae; Streptophyta; Magnoliopsida; Lamiales; Pedaliaceae. The record is from RefSeq and is a predicted model, not a curated record. Gene Ontology annotation, biological process: heme transport; cytochrome complex assembly.